Messenger RNA from Priapulus caudatus, 1736 nucleotides. RefSeq names its product peptidyl-prolyl cis-trans isomerase-like. Gene Ontology annotation, biological process: protein folding; protein peptidyl-prolyl isomerization. The record is from RefSeq and is a predicted model, not a curated record. Lineage: Eukaryota; Metazoa; Priapulida; Priapulimorpha; Priapulimorphida; Priapulidae. Gene Ontology annotation, molecular function: peptidyl-prolyl cis-trans isomerase activity. The transcript is spliced from 5 exons. Bases 60 to 596 code for a protein of 178 amino acids.
AGCGAUGUGAUUCAGUCCUUCCACCAGCGUGACGCCGUGAGCAGAUUUUUGUGGUUUGGAUGCUAGGAUUUAGCCGGUUUAUUAGGACACUCACAACAGCCAUGGGUAAUCCUAAGACAUAUUUCGACCUGACGGCAGACGGGCAGCCUAUGGGAAGAGUUACAUUCGAGGUUUUCGCUGAUGUCGUCCCAAAAACUGCAGAGAACUUCAGGGCUCUGUGCACCGGUGAGAAGGGGUUUGGCUACAGUGGAUCGACAUUCCAUCGCGUGAUCCCCAACUUCAUGUGCCAGGGUGGCGACUUCACAAACCACAACGGCACUGGAGGCAAGAGCAUUUACGGAGCCAAGUUCCCCGAUGAGAACUUCAAGCUGAAGCACGUUCAGCCUGGAACUCUGUCGAUGGCUAACGCAGGUCCCAACACAAAUGGUUCACAGUUCUUCAUCUGCACUGUGAAGACCGAGUGGCUGGAUGGAAAGCACGUCGUCUUUGGCAAGGUCCUCGAUGGCAUGGACGUAAUCAAGAAGUGUGAGAGCUAUGGGUCUCAGAGUGGAAAAACCAGCAAGAAGAUCAUUGUUGCUGAAUCCGGCCAGCUCUAAGCAGUGACGUCGUCUGCUAUCUAUCGUGUUGCUGUCAUCAUGGUUCACACUGCUGGAAAGCGGCGCUAUGGCGGUGUACUUGGACGUUAGAGGCAUAGUACUAAGUGCAUUGUUUGUUCACUCUGUGGAAAUUUGAAACACUUGUAGUUCAAACGAUCGCGUGUCACUACUAGUGUGAAUUGACGUGUUCUCGAUUUGUUGCUGGCUCGCUGGGUGUGUGUGCAGUACGACUCGGGUAACUACGUCUGUUCGUUCAUCCUUCACCACCACCUUGUCUUUGUGCUUUGUCCUAUUUAGAGAGUUUACAAUCAUGAUGCCGGUUACUGGCAGAUAAAGGGUUAAUGGUCAAAGAGGAGGAUGCCUGACCUUGGUGUCUCCUUGAUGAUCAUGCCAUAGCUUUGUCUAACGUGACAAAUGUUACAUUCGUACUGUGUUAAUUAUGAUAGGAAGGUGCUUCAUACCACUACUACUACUACUACUGUUAGUUCUUGUAGCUUUGCCCGCACUGUUGUUGUUUUCAAUUGACCGGAGCACCGGUGGCUGUCUGGAUCUAGCCAGGAAUAACUGCUAGACUUAUUUUAUUGGCUUACUCACUCACUACUGCUACCCGGUGCAUUCCUGUCACAGGGCCACUAAUGACAGUACUUGAUACAAAGCUCACUCACUACCUGUAUGUAUACAUUCCGUGGUUGUGGUGCAUACCUACAGCGCCAGGGAAGCCAUCUCAUAUACGUAGAGCAGUUCUGAUAAUUUAGCAUGCACAGACACUCUAUACAUGACUCGGUGAAGUUUUCAUUAUUUUUAUACACUAGCAGCUGAAUGUUCUAGUACUUGAAUAUGUGAGGGGAUGGUGGCAGAGAUCCAGGACACUGCUUGGGUGUGGGGGACUUAUGGUGUAGUGGCUGCAAGUGGAAAAGGAAGGGCUGUGUAGUCCGUUAGUCAUAAACAUUGCCAAUAAACUCGCAAGCGUUAAAAAACAACAUGCUACAAAUUUUGUUUAAAAGCCACCAAGAAAUUGUGGCAUUCUUGUGUUGUCUGGUUACGUUCAGAUCUGUUGCUUUUUAGGUGUUCUCGUUUCUUGCCGUGUCGUGAAUCCAUCCCCAAAUUCUGAUAAAUAAAACUCAUUAGUUCUGUCACAGA